AUGCUUUCAAAUGGCUUUCCCUCACCAUAUUUUGUAGGGAAUUUCAACCAACCUGGAGUGUUUCACGAUUAUUACCCUUUGUUAUUUGAGAAGUCUGUUGUUCGUACGGUGCAUCACUCUUUGAAAACCUUGGAAGAUUUCCACAUCAGAAAUUUUGUAAGGACAUUUAUGCUUUCGAAUGGCUUUCCCUCACCAUAUUUUGUAGAAAUUUUCGGCCAACCUUCGCGUUCUACGCUCAUUACCCUCAGAAUGUCAGGGAUCCACGUAGAUUUUGAACCAGAGGCCGCCUGGAAGCGUGCAUUACAGAGCCAGAUCAAAGACAACCUCAAAAAAAUGUUAGAAGAUGCUCGGACGUCUUACGAGUUUCAGAUCGCCAACGUACAACGGACGUGCGAGGAAAAACGAUCCGAACUCAUGGCGGAGUACUUCAGCUAUGUAGAAUUUCUUCAGGCCAGCGCUGGGGCGGAGUACGAAGAUGCAAUUAAGAGGGAGCGAGGGGGGAGAGAAAGGGUUGUCCAAUGUGGGGUAAUGCCGGAAGAAUGGUCUUCUGCUCUUCAAGAACAGAAGGACAUCUUGGAGGCCAUCGAGAGGAAGAAGGGCACACCCUUUGGAGUCGGAAGACCAUCGCGCGAGACCACCAUACCUGACGAAGUCGAACGUUCGACCACGUCCAUACCAUCCACCCAGCCAACAUCCCAUAACGCCGCGUCCUCUACGUGGACAGAUACUGGGAUCCUCGAUGGUCAGCCCCUCCAAAUGCCAGAAGAAGCGGCUGCGCGGGAACGUCGAGAAGAACACGAGCGGCAGCAGGAAGAGUUCCGGAAAUGUGCAGAUGGCCCUUUGUCCGACGAAGACGCCAUCAAACUCCUUCUCUUCCACGACCAACAGUGGUCCUACGUCGCCGAAUACACAUCUCUUCGUUGGUACGACAUCCCUUGGCCCGUCUUGAGGGUUGCUGUCAGAAGCCCAGACGAUCUCACCCUCGACGCGGUUUCAGCUUAUAUCAUGUUGGGGUUUGAUCUGCGGAGGGAUAAAGCGAGGUUGAAGCAGAGACUGAGGGAGCAUAUCAAGAAGUGGCAUCCUGACCGGUUCGAAGGGCGAUAUUUGAAGAAGGUUCCUGACGGGUGGGAGAGGGAGAGAGUGGGGCGUGGAGCUGCAAUGGUGGCGAGGAUUUUGAUUGAUUUAUUGAGAGAAAUUGUUUGA
Messenger RNA from Laccaria bicolor S238N-H82, 1203 nucleotides. RefSeq lists its product as uncharacterized. The transcript has a single exon. The record is from RefSeq and is a predicted model, not a curated record. Lineage: Eukaryota; Fungi; Basidiomycota; Agaricomycetes; Agaricales; Hydnangiaceae. Bases 1 to 1203 code for a protein of 400 amino acids.